Dendrobium catenatum is the source of this 1200-nucleotide messenger RNA. RefSeq names its product DNA damage-repair/toleration protein DRT100. The transcript has a single exon. Bases 1 to 1200 code for a protein of 399 amino acids. The record is from RefSeq and is a predicted model, not a curated record. Lineage: Eukaryota; Viridiplantae; Streptophyta; Magnoliopsida; Asparagales; Orchidaceae. Gene Ontology annotation, molecular function: protein binding.
AUGCCGCAACAGCUCAUCUGCUCCACUCCUUGCUCGUCCAGGUCAGUUGCAGCAGAAUACGAGUCGAGCAACCAAAAAAUGGCUGCCACCUCGCUGCAUAUUUGCCUCCUCCUCUUUCACGUCCUUCUCGCCACCGCGGGAAAAUCUUCCGCAACUGCCGUUUGCUCUUCCACUGACCGAGGAGCGCUUCUGGAGUUCCGAUCAUCCCUCUCCGAUCCCUACAUUGGUGUCUUCUCCUCCUGGACUGGCGACGAUUGCUGCAACAACUGGUUCGGCGUAGCUUGCGAUCCGGAAACCGGUAGGGUCUCCGAUCUCACCCUCCGCGGCGAAUCUGAAGACCCGAUUCUCACCCGCGCCGGCCGAUCUGGCCUCAUGACUGGCCGAAUCUCGCCGGCGAUCUGCCGCCUCGACCACCUCUCAACCCUAAUCAUCGCUGAUUGGAAACAGAUCACCGGCUCCAUUCCUUCCUGCAUCACCUCCCUCUCCGCCCUUCGUAUCCUUGACCUCGUCGGAAACCGUCUCUCCGGUUCCCUUCCCCAUGAUAUCGGAAAACUUUCUCACCUCACCGUCCUUAACAUCGCGGACAACCAAAUCUCCGGCUCCAUUCCCAACUCCCUAACCCAGAUAACCGGACUGAUGCAUCUAAACCUCGCCAACAACCAAAUAUCAGGUCCCCUGCCGUACAAUUUUCCCAAUCUGAAUAUGCUCAGCCGCGCCCUCCUCGGCCGGAACCAGAUCUCUGGUGAAAUCCCAGCCUCUAUCGGCUUCAUGAACCGCCUCUCCGACCUAGAUCUCGCUGAAAACCGUCUUUCCGGCUCGAUCCCUGCUUCUCUAGGAUCAAUGUCAGUACUUUCCUCACUCUACCUAGACAGCAACCACCUCUCCGGCGGGAUUCCGGCGAUGCUUUUGGGAAGUAAAGGCUUGGGUAUUCUAAACCUAAGCAGAAACGUGCUUGAUGGAAAGAUUCCAGAUGCCUUCACCUCGAGAUCGUACUUUACGUCGCUGGAUCUCUCGUUCAAUAAGCUUCAGGGGGAAGUACCUAAGACGCUGCUCACAGCAGAGUACAUUGGGCACAUUGAUCUCAGCCAUAACCACCUAUGCGGCAGGAUUCCGGCCGGGUCGCCGUUCGAUCACCUGGAUGCGGCGUCGUUCGCUAACAACGACUGCCUCUGCAGCUGGCCUUUGAAGUCGUGCCAGUGA